Tuber melanosporum (Perigord truffle) is the source of this 1119-nucleotide messenger RNA. RefSeq lists its product as uncharacterized. Gene Ontology annotation, biological process: protein deubiquitination; ubiquitin-dependent protein catabolic process. Gene Ontology annotation, molecular function: cysteine-type deubiquitinase activity. The record is from RefSeq and is a predicted model, not a curated record. Lineage: Eukaryota; Fungi; Ascomycota; Pezizomycetes; Pezizales; Tuberaceae. The transcript is spliced from 6 exons. Bases 44 to 985 code for a protein of 313 amino acids. Gene Ontology annotation, cellular component: cytoplasm.
CACAACACAGCACAGCACCCCACCCAUCAACCAACUCGAGAAUAUGUCUGGCGGUUGGAACACUAUUGAGUCCGAUGCAGGAGUUUUCACCUACCUUGUUGACAACCUUGGUGUCAAGAAUGUCCAGUUCGAGGAGAUGAUUGCGCUGGAUGCGGAUUAUCUUAAUCAACAAUCUCCCGUUUAUGGCGUCAUCUUCCUAUUCAAGUACCCUGUCGGCCAGAAGAAAGCCGACGAAGCGGUAGAUGGUCAGUACGAUUUCGCCGCUUCUGAGAAUAUAUUUUUCGCGAAUCAGACGAUUCAGAAUGCUUGCGCUACUCAAGCUAUCCUCUCGGUGCUGCUCAAUCGUGGAGAUCUUGAUCUAGGCGAUCAAUUGAGAGAGUUUAAGGAGUUUACUCAGGCUUUUCCCGCAGAGCUCCGCGGUGAAGCUUUGUCAAAUUCUGAGUUGAUCCGUGGCGUUCAUAACUCUUUCGCUCGUUCUAGUCCCUUUAUUGAUGAGGGCACCCGUGCUGCUACCGAGGAUGAUGAUUUGUACCAUUUCAUUGCCUACACUCCUAUCAACGGUAUCCUAUACGAGAUUGACGGUCUACAGCCCUCUCCCAUAUCUCACGGGAAGUGCACGGAGGAACAAUUCCCAGAAAAGGUCAUUCCGGUCUUGCAACGGAGGAUAGAGAGGUACCCUGCCACCGAGAUUCGGUUCAAUUUGUUGGCGAUGGUACAGGACCUGAGGAUCAGGGCCGCCGAGAUCGGCGAUGUUGAAACGGUUGCUCGGGAGGACGAGAAGAGGAAGAUGUGGAUAUGGGAGAAUGAGCUUCGCAGGCAUAACUUUGUCGGGUUUGCUCAUGAGGUCUUGAAGAGAGCUGUUGCGAGUAAGCUUAGGGAUGGCAAAUACGAUGAGUGGAUAGACGAGGCGAAACAGAAGGCUAAAGACCGAAUGAGCGAGAGGAAGAAGGUUAGAGGCGAGAAGGAGGAUAUUGCUUCUCCUUAACAGAUGGCCGCUGUUGUUAACAUGGCAAUUCCAUACUGGUACUCAGAGGGUACCGCAGUUGUCACACUAUAAAACCAAUUCUGGAAAUCAGGGUUGUGAUGCAUGUUCAUAACAAUAAGUGGUGAUGGUCGUUG